CCCGCCCCGACGCCGGCGCUGACGGCAGCACGCCGGGGGUGACCUCACCCUCCAACAUGGCGGCGGCGGUAGAUUAGGGCCGCGGGUCGGAGCAGCCACCGCCGCUGGGGGACCCUGUCGGAAACACCUGCCGCCGCCGCCGCCUCUUUCAUCUCCUCUGGGGCUGGGGCCAGGGCCAGGUUUUACACAUCUGUAAAUAGACUUUUCUGGAGCCCUGUCAGCCAACUCAAUGGCGUCCUCUACUACUGUGCCUCUAGGAUUUCACUAUGAAACAAAGUAUGUUGUGCUCAGCUACUUGGGACUCCUCUCUCAAGAGAAGCUGCAAGAGCAACACCUUUCCUCACCCCAAGGGGUUCAACCAGAUGUAGCUUCACAAUCUCUGGAUCAAGAAGUUUUACUAAAAGUUAAAACUGAAAUAGAAGAAGAACUAAAAUCCUUGGACAAAGAAAUUUCUGAAGCCUUCCCCAGCACAGGAUUUGACCGUCACACUUCUCCAGUGUUUAGCCCUGCUAACCCAGAAAGCUCAGUAGAGGACUGCUUGGCUCAUCUUGGAGAAAAAGUGUCACAGGAACUGAAAGAGCCUCUGCAUAAUGCCUUGCACCAGCUCCUCAGCCAGCCAGUGACAUAUCAGGCAUAUCGGGAAUGUGUUCUGGAGACCACAGUUCAUGCCAGCGGCUGGAAUAAGAUUUUGGUGCCUCUGGUUUUGCUACGACAAAUGCUUUUGGAGUUAACCAGACGUGGUCAAGAGCCUUUGCGCCCAUUGCUGCAGUUUGGUGUGACGUAUCUGGAGGACUGUGCGGCAGAGUACAUCAUUGAGCAAGGUGGCUGGGGCACCGUCUUUAAUCUUGAGCCAGAGGAGGAGUGCCCUGGCAUCACAGCGGAAGACAGCAACGACAUUUACAUCCUGCCCAGUGACAACUCUGGGCAAGUCAGUCCCCCAGAGUCCCCAACUGUGACCACCUCCUGGCAGUCAGAGAGCUUGCCGGUGUCACUGUCCGCCAGCCAGAGCUGGCACGCAGAGAGCCUGCCCGUGUCGCUCGGCCCUGAGUCCUGGCAGCAGAUCGCCAUGGAUCCGGAAGAAGUCAAGAGCUUAGACAGUAAUGGGGCCGGAGAGAAGAGUGAGAACAACUCUUCCAAUUCUGACAUUGUGCACGUGGAGAAAGAAGAGCUGCCCGAGGGCCUGGAGGAGGCCGCCGCUGCUUCUGUGGUCCUGUCGGCCAGGGAGCUGCAGGAAGCCUUCCCUGACGCCCCCGCUUCCCUGCUGCCACUUGUCACUGCCACCUCCUCGCUGCAGCCGAGGGACCCCGGCACGGAAGCGGCUGCCGUUGAGAGAGUUAGCCCCCCCACCUCCUUGUUCAUAGAAAUUGACGAAGAGGAGGUGAAAGCGGCCACGGCCCAGCCUGCUCGCGCGCAGGAGGUGGCGGCCCCCGCCCCGGAGCCCGGGAAGACUCUGCUGCGGGAGGAGGCGCCGGCCGCGAGGAAAGAGAGCACGGAAGGGCCCGGCCCCGCGGGGCCAGGCAAGGCCGGGCCGCUGGCCGAGGGCAAGGCCGGGCUGCUGCUCGGAGGCGCCGCCGCCGUGGCUCUCCUGGCGAUGGCCGUGGGCGUGGCGCUGGCUCUGAGGAAGAAGUAGACUUCAGGAGAGGAG
This is a messenger RNA of Condylura cristata (star-nosed mole), 1645 nucleotides long. RefSeq names its product BCL2-like 13 (apoptosis facilitator) (gene BCL2L13). Gene Ontology annotation, cellular component: mitochondrion. The record is from RefSeq and is a predicted model, not a curated record. The transcript is spliced from 7 exons. The coding region runs from base 230 to 1630 and encodes 466 amino acids. Gene Ontology annotation, biological process: apoptotic process; regulation of apoptotic process. Lineage: Eukaryota; Metazoa; Chordata; Mammalia; Eulipotyphla; Talpidae.